UGCGACUUCUGUGAUCGAGACGUUCAGGGUGAUCAACCUGAUGAUGGAGGCAGUAAGCUCCAUUGAAACAUCAUGUAUAGCUUAGUCCAAUUUUUGUUCCUUUAUAUAGACCGUACUUCCGUCACGGGUUUAACUGGUGAACAGCUUUCUGAAUAGUGUCAUGAGCGACAGGCACAAUAACCUGCAUGCUACGAUAUAGCCAUAAACACAUAUACUAAGCAAAGUACCAACAUUUAAACAUGUUCACAUAGUAUUUUUAGCAGAGGAAAGUGUUUUAUAGCGCCAGUUAUAAUGAUUUUGUCACGAUCAAAACCAGCAGCAGGUCCAAGUUACACAGCACAAAGUCAACAGACACAAAGUCAAAAGCAAGUACCUAAAGUGGAAGACUUCCUUGCCACCAGAGACUACACAGGAGCGCUUACAGUAUUAGAGUUUGGAGGUGGUAAAGGAAAUGUGGAAACAGAAAUGUGGAUUGGUUACUGUUCUUUCCAUCUUGGGGACUACAAGAAGGCUAUGUCGGUGUAUGAGGCCCUAAGUCAUAACAAGAAUCCUCCUGAAGAUGUCCCAGUGAACCUUGCUUGCUGUUAUUUUUAUUUGGGCAUGUAUCCUGAAGCUGAGAGGACACUACAAAAGUCUGUAAAGUCUCGUCUUAAGACUCGUCUACAGUUUCAUCUUGCUCACAAACUGGGUGAUGAGAACAAGUUGAUGGAAUAUCAUCAAGAACUUGAAGAUGUUAUAGAGGAUCAACUUUCACUGGCAUCGAUCCACUAUCUGCGGUCACACUAUCAGGAAGCAAUUGACAUUUAUAAACGCAUCUUAUUGGAUAACAGGGAAUACUUGGCUGUGAAUGUCUAUGUGGCUCUGUGCUACUAUAAGUUGGACUACUAUGAUGUGUCACAGGAAGUACUGUCUGUUUACCUGCAGCAGUUCCCAGACUCAGCCAUCGCCAUAAAUUUGAAGGCUUGCAACCACUUUCGCCUCUACAAUGGAAAGGCUGCUGAAGCUGAGAUAAAAUUCCUUAUGGAUCAGAGCUCCUCAUCAUUUAGUUUUGGACAUGACCUUAUACGUCACAACCUGGUGGUGUUUCGAGGAGGAGAAGGUUCUCUGCAAGUUCUGCCUUCAUUGGUAGAUGUUAUUCCUGAGGCUCGUCUCAAUCUGGUCAUAUACUACCUCAAACAGGAUGAUAUGCGUGAAGCAUUUCAGUUAAUCAAGGACUUGGAACCUGCUGUACCACAAGAAUAUAUUCUGAAAGGAGUUGUGAAUGCAGCAAUGGGUCAGGAAAGUGGUUCAAGAGAACAUAUAAAAAUAGCCCAGCAGUACUUUCAGUUGGUUGGUAGCAGUGGCAGCGAGCGUGACACCAUUCCAGGUCGUCAGUGUAUGGCUUCUUACUUCUUUCUGCUGCGUCAGUUUGAAGAUGUCCUUAUUUACUUGAGUUCCAUUAAGAGCUACUUCUUCAAUGAUGACAGUUUCAACUUCAAUUUUGCUCAGGCACAGGCAGCUAAAGGCAGCUAUAAAGAGGCUGAAGAAACUUUCCUGAUGAUUCAGAAUGAGAAGAUGAAGAGUGACUAUAUUUACAUCAGUCAUUUGGCUCGUUGCUAUAUAAUGAACAAGAAGCCUCAGCAAGCAUGGGACCUCUACCUGAAGAUGGAGACUUCAGCCGAGUCAUUCAGCCUUUUGCAGAUCAUUGCUAAUGACUGUUACAAGAUGGGGCAAUUCUGGUAUGCGGCAAAGGCGUUUGACAUGCUAGAGAGGUUGGAUCCGAGUCCCGAGCAUUGGGAAGGGAAGAGAGGAGCGUGUGUCGGAGUGUUCCAGCGCAUCGUUGCGGGCCAGCAGAACAAGGAGCUGCUGACAGAAGUGAUACAGCUGUUGAGGAACACUGCCAACUCACAGGUAGAGCAGAUAAUCAGAGUGAUGAAACGGUGGGCUAAAGACAACCGAAUAAACAUCUAGACAAAUAAUAUUCACUGCACCUUGUCUCAGCACUUACUGUCUUCACAACACGUGUUUUGACGUUUCUCUUUUAUUUAUAUGGGUAUUUUAAUCCUCAAAUACAUAUUUCAUUUUGUAUUUACUGCUAUAUGAUUACAUUAUUUGGUGGUACAUAUAAUUUAUUGUUCGCACAUGCUUUCGUUGUCUUGUGGACAGUAAAGUAAAGUUCGUCCCGCUACCACGGUACCCAUUGGAGAGGAGGUUGGGUGGGCCCCAGAGCCGGUCUGGACGCAGAGGCUAGAGGAAAAACCAUCUGCCCCCGUCGGGGAUCGAAGCCCGGUCAUCCACCCCGUAGCUACCCACUAUACUGACUGAGUUAGCUCAUAUUGCCUUGUGGGCAUGAGUCUUAAUUUUGUCUUGAGGUAGUGAUCUCAUACCGUCCAUUUUGUGUGUUGUAGAAAUGUGCCAAGUCGUGUGUUAUUGUGCAUUAAAACAAGUGUAAAUACUUGAUACUUUAUUCUUUGAGUAUUCAGAAGAGAGAAGCAACAUGGUAAGUCAAUAUCAUAUAAUAUUAAUGUGCUGUUUUUUUAUGAACCAUGUGUUUGUUAAAUUUUGUUCAAGUUUCAGUCUAGUUCAAAGAGGAGUUUCAAAUUUAACCAUCGAUUUGUACAUCAUACAUAGGUCCUUUAUUGGGCACUUAAGGUUCCAUAAUGGGUGAUAAAUUUCUUGACUAACUGAUUCAGCACAAUAUAAUAUUUAAGUUUUAUAUUAGUAGCAAAUGAUUCAGUCUGCUAAAAUUGGAGGAAUUUAAAAGAAAUGUUAAACUAUGUAACAUGACAGCAUAAUAAUAUGAAAUGAAUUGUUGUUUAUUUUUA
Messenger RNA from Zootermopsis nevadensis, 2804 nucleotides. It is a transcript of the gene Ttc26, whose product is annotated as tetratricopeptide repeat domain 26. Gene Ontology annotation, biological process: intraciliary anterograde transport; intraciliary transport involved in cilium assembly. Gene Ontology annotation, molecular function: protein binding; intraciliary transport particle B binding. The record is from RefSeq and is a predicted model, not a curated record. Gene Ontology annotation, cellular component: ciliary basal body; ciliary base; intraciliary transport particle B. Lineage: Eukaryota; Metazoa; Arthropoda; Insecta; Blattodea; Termopsidae.